UUUAUACAUAUAUAACCCACCGAUGAACAUUCUUUUUCAUGAAAAAAAAAAACAUAACUUGUUGAACGUUUAUCCUUAUGGAUUCUUCUAAUGGAAAUGUUCUAGGGGAUGAAGAAAGUCAGCUUUCUUUUGGAAGCAGUAAUAAAAUUCAACCUACUAUCUCUAUUACACAAAAGCAAGUAUCCAGGUUUUCUUUUUAAACUCUUCCUUCAUCACUAUUUAUGAUAAGCUUCAGAUAUUUUAUCUUUUUUUGGUUUGAUAUCUUUUCAAUUUGUUCUUACAUAUAUGUAUGCUGUUUGGCUUCUUUUUUUAACAGCUUAGAUGAUGAAAAGAAGAAGUAUACUUGUCUCACAAUUGCUGAAAGGCUGGGCUUACCUGACUUCUUCUCUUUGGACGUGUGGCGAGCAUCGGUUGGAGAGCUUUUAGGCUCUGCGGUUCUUGUUUUUAUGUUGGACACCAUAGUGAUUUCCACCCUAGAAAGUGAUGUCAAAAUACCAAAUUUGAUUAUGUCAAUUCUCAUAGCAAUUACACUCACCAUUCUAAUCCUUGCUGUUUUUCCUGUGUCUGGUGGCCACAUUAGCCCUGUAAUUACCUUCUCCUCAGCACUAGUGGGACUAAUAUCAAUGUCACGAGCCAUAAUUUACAUAGUGGCACAAUGUGUUGGUGCUAUUUUAGGUGCACUAGCACUCAAAGCUGUGUUGAGUAGUACCAUUGAACAAAGAUUCUCUCUUGGUGGUUGUACCGUUACGGUAGUUACGCCUGGGCUCAAUGGGCCUGAAAUUGUGGGCUUGGAGAUAGCCCAAGCAUUUUGGCUUGAGUUUAUGUGUACAUUUGCUUUGCUUUUUGGUUCACUUUGGAUGGCCUAUGAUCAUCGCCAGUCCAAGGCACUUGGGCUUAUUACUGUCAUGUCUAUUGUUGGGCUUCUAGCAGGGAUUCUUGUGUUUAUUUCAACUUCAGUUACUGCUAAAAAGGGCUAUGCUGGAGCUGGAAUGAAUCCAGCUAGGUGCUUUGGAGCUGCUUUUGUUAGAGGCGGCCACCUUUGGAAUGGGCAUUGGAUCUUUUGGGUUGGGCCUGGACUUGCUUGUUUUGCUUUCUACUUCUAUACAAAGAUCAUUCCUUCGAAUCAUUUCCAAACUGAUGGAUACAAGCAUGAUUUCUUAGCGAUAAUCGAGACAUUGUUCAAUCAGAGAUAG
Solanum pennellii is the source of this 1193-nucleotide messenger RNA. RefSeq names its product aquaporin-like. Gene Ontology annotation, molecular function: channel activity. Bases 222 to 1193 code for a protein of 323 amino acids. Gene Ontology annotation, biological process: transmembrane transport. Gene Ontology annotation, cellular component: membrane. The record is from RefSeq and is a predicted model, not a curated record. The transcript has 2 exons. Lineage: Eukaryota; Viridiplantae; Streptophyta; Magnoliopsida; Solanales; Solanaceae.